Entamoeba invadens IP1 is the source of this 1080-nucleotide messenger RNA. Its product is annotated as ethanolamine kinase, putative. The transcript has a single exon. Gene Ontology annotation, molecular function: ethanolamine kinase activity; choline kinase activity. The record is from RefSeq and is a predicted model, not a curated record. Gene Ontology annotation, biological process: phosphatidylcholine biosynthetic process; phosphatidylethanolamine biosynthetic process. Bases 1 to 1080 code for a protein of 359 amino acids. Gene Ontology annotation, cellular component: cytoplasm. Lineage: Eukaryota; Evosea; Mastigamoebida; Endamoebidae.
AUGACCUCUGCGUUGAGAAACCCCAAAAUAGUCAAUUACAGAAACGUCGUCGGACUUUCAAAAGACUGCGACGCCUUUGAGGCAACAUACCCGAUCUUGUUCAUAUCACUCGACUCUUCGGACAAUAAGGGAUUCACUCGCGGCGCUGUUCAUAUAGUCAAGCAAUUGGUGCCAGAGUUCAAGAAUUUGGAGAACGACCAAUUCGCCUUCCAGUUUUUCACGGAGGGUAUCACCAACAAAUUAGUCUGCAUCACUGCCAUUCCAACUGGUUUUAAAGUCGUUUUGAGAACGUAUGGUAACUACACUGAAUACUUGGUAGACAGAAGACAAGAGGCUGCCAUCAUGAACGCUUAUGGACAGAAAGUCUACGGUGGGUUCUUGAAUGGAAUUGUAUAUGCAUUCACUCCAGGAAGAACAAUGGACUACGUCGAAUUCAGAAAGCCUGAAAUCACAAAGAAGAUGGCGGAGUGUGUUGCUAACAUGCACCACUUAAGUCCAAAAUUGACUAAAGAGCCUAUUCUCUUUAAAGAAAUGAGAGCUUGGCUCCACAAUUUGCCAACUACUUAUUUGGACCCAGAGAAACAAAAGAAGUUUACUGGAAUCAAGUACGAUGAUUUACUCAAGGAGAUUGAAUAUACUGAGAAGAAACUCACUGCAUUGAACUCACCUCUUGUGUGUGGACACAACGACUUGUAUCUUAAAAAUUUCAUCAUCAAUGACGAAGACCAAACUAUCAAGUUGAUCGACUUUGAAUACGCGUCAUGGAAUUUCCAAGCGUUCGAUUUGGCGAAUCACAUCACUGAGUGGUGCGGUGUCAUCAUGGACUUCUCAAAAUACCCCAAUCGCCAGGAACAAGACUUUUUCUUGAGAACUUACUUGGAGACAUACAACGGAAAGGCCCCAACUGAUGAGGAAGUUGAUAAAUUGUAUGAUGUUGUGAACCAAUUCCAACUCGCGACAAAUCUCUUGUGGGCAAUUUGGGGAUUUGUCGAUGCUGCACUUUCGACGAUAGAGUGGGAUUAUAUGGACUACGCGUGGCUCAGACUUAACAAGUACUACGAAUUGAAGAAGAAGCUUUAA